Messenger RNA from Diaporthe citri, 693 nucleotides. RefSeq lists its product as uncharacterized. The coding region runs from base 1 to 693 and encodes 230 amino acids. Gene Ontology annotation, biological process: protein phosphorylation. The transcript has 5 exons. Lineage: Eukaryota; Fungi; Ascomycota; Sordariomycetes; Diaporthales; Diaporthaceae. Gene Ontology annotation, molecular function: ATP binding; protein kinase activity. The record is from RefSeq and is a predicted model, not a curated record.
AUGUCAAUUGCCUUUCUGCAUGAUCAUUGCAAUAUCAUACACACCGAUAUCAAGCCACAGAAUAUCCUUGUUGAGACCCCUGAGAUCGAUGACAUGUUUGAAAACGCGCCUUCGGAUGUUCUUCUCCAGGACUGCCGCCCACUUAACCCAUCCCUAGAUUACUAUAUGGAGUCUGAGCCGGUUAUGUCCGCUCAUGAGGAUCUGGCAAGCACUAAUGAACUUUCUGUCAGGCUUGGAGACUUCGGUGUUGCGAGCUGGUUUAAUCGCCACCUUACUGAGUGGAUCCAGCCUGAAAAGCUACGAGCCCCUGAGGUCAUCUUGGGAGCCCCGUGGGCUCACAAGGUUGAUAUCUGGAACCUAGGCCUUGUUGCAACAGCGGCCGACGACUAUUCGGCAGAGGCUCACCUGGCCCAAAUGGUAUCCAUCUUUGGACCGCUCCCUAAAUCGCUACUUGAACAGUCUGAGCGCGGCUACGAAUAUUUUGAUGAAAAUGGGCUUAUGCGCGGAGAAAUUCGGUUUGGUUCAAGAUCAUUGCGGGAAAUUGGCGGCCUGACCGGGGCGCUGAGUGGGCAGGACGAGGAAUACUUCGUGGCGUUCAUCCAAAGCAUGCUGGCUUUGGAGCCAGACGAUCGUCCAGAAGCCCGGGAGCUUCUGAGCGCUCCCUGGCUCGUUGACCAUCACUCCAUGCCAUAA